Tigriopus californicus is the source of this 616-nucleotide messenger RNA. RefSeq names its product probable ATP-dependent RNA helicase DDX10. The record is from RefSeq and is a predicted model, not a curated record. The transcript is spliced from 2 exons. The annotation marks the transcript as partial. NCBI's taxonomy places the organism in Eukaryota, Metazoa, Arthropoda, Copepoda, Harpacticoida, Harpacticidae.
CUAUUCAACCCAAAGCCUCCAAAGAGGGUCAAUUGUACGAAGGAAACGAGUCCUCGGAGAAACCAGGCGGUGGCAUUGAUAUUGAAAAGGCAAAAAUGGUCUUGAAAGCCGAGGACGCAUUCGAUCGAAAGACCGAACGCGCUAGAAUCAAGGAAGUACACAAGGAAAAGAAGAGGAAAGAAAAGGAAUUAAAGAACAAACGGAGGAAAGAGCAAGAGGGUGAGGCGGGCGAAGAUCAGGAUUCAGAAGAAGAAGACGAGGAUGUUGAAGACGAAGAGGAGGAAGAUGGUAAAGAGCCUAAUUUGGAUUGGUCUGCUGUACGGCCAAGGCGGAAAAUGCGUCUAAUGGACUCGUCUGAAGAUGAGGACGGCGAAGAUGUAAUUACCAUGAAACGAAAGGAUCACGCCAUUGGAAAUAAUGAUUCAGAGGAUGACGGACACGACCUUCUGCCCCUCUUGGGCCGAGGAUCGUCCAAGGUGGUGACAAAGGCUGCUGCCGUCAAGAAGGCGUUGAAGAAGAACAUCCAGUUGAAUCAAAAAGUCAAAUUUGAUGACGAUGGUGGGGCCCAUGAGGAUGAUCCAGCUAUUCAACCCAAAGCCUCCAAAGAGGGUCAAUU